This is a messenger RNA of Drosophila melanogaster (fruit fly), 1403 nucleotides long. RefSeq names its product spaghetti squash (gene sqh). NCBI's taxonomy places the organism in Eukaryota, Metazoa, Arthropoda, Insecta, Diptera, Drosophilidae. The transcript has 3 exons. Gene Ontology annotation, biological process: post-embryonic development. Gene Ontology annotation, molecular function: calcium ion binding. The coding region runs from base 533 to 1057 and encodes 174 amino acids. The record is from RefSeq and is marked reviewed.
UCACACUUGGCCUUCUCGUCGAACCGAAAUUAUAAAAGACAAAAGUGCAGCUGGUCGAAAGUUGCAUUAACGAAACUUCGAUAGUAUUAAACACUCGGCAUUCGGCAGCUGUGAGUAUGAAUCAAAUCAGGCGUAAUCAAGCAAUCAUAUUCGAUAAAAUAAACGAACUGAACUCCCAAAGGGCGCUGCCCUAUGUGAGUGUGCGUGUGUGUUAGUGUAUGCGUAUGAGUCAGCGUCGGCAGCGCGCAAAUGAAAACAAUUGUUUUUGUGCUAUAAUUCCAUUUAAAUGUCCAUUCGAAAGUGAUAAAUCAACGAAGUCGCAAACAUUUGGCCCAACUUGAGUUCUCGAGUGAAUUUGGGUGCUUCAACUGCGGUUUUUUUCUGGCCUUUUAAGGCUUUAAUUGAAAUGCGUGUGCCAGUAUCCACGCCGCACACACAUCACUCCAGCGCGAAGCACUAGUGCCACCAGCUCCAUAGGCCGGCUCCAUUUAGCUCCAUUAACCGCAUCAGAACCACCAAUCCAACAGCAACCAUGUCAUCCCGUAAGACCGCCGGACGUCGCGCCACCACCAAGAAGCGCGCCCAACGCGCCACCUCCAAUGUGUUCGCCAUGUUCGAUCAGGCGCAGAUUGCCGAGUUCAAGGAGGCAUUCAACAUGAUCGACCAGAACCGUGAUGGCUUCGUCGAGAAGGAGGAUCUGCACGACAUGCUGGCCUCGCUGGGCAAGAACCCAACGGACGACUAUCUCGAUGGCAUGAUGAACGAGGCGCCCGGGCCCAUCAACUUCACCAUGUUCCUCACGCUCUUCGGCGAGCGGCUGCAGGGCACCGAUCCCGAGGAUGUGAUCAAGAACGCCUUCGGCUGCUUCGACGAGGAGAAUAUGGGCGUCCUGCCCGAGGAUCGCCUGAGGGAGCUGCUGACCACCAUGGGUGAUCGGUUCACAGACGAGGAUGUGGACGAGAUGUAUCGGGAGGCGCCCAUCAAAAACGGUCUGUUCGACUACCUCGAAUUCACGCGCAUCCUUAAGCACGGUGCCAAGGACAAGGAUGAGCAGUAAGAUCGCCAGCAGUCGAUUCACUAGCCAGCUGCCUCUCCAAUCAGCCUGUCCAAACUAUCCAUCAUGAGUUUCGUUUUGAUAAUUUAAUAUAUACAAGUAUAAAUAUUUUUUUUUUUUGGUUUCGCGCCUUCUGUUCUUUGAUUCCUGAUAAUCCUGUACUUAUCCGUGCAUUUGAAUUAAACAAAAAGUAGCCAACACCAGCGAUUGUUAUGUACGACAGUGUAGUGUGUGAGAUGUUGGUGCCAGAUAACACGAUUUCCCGAAAAACUCCUUUCAUAAGUAUUAACUCAUUGAAUAUACAUAUAUAUUACCUAUAUACAAAUACAUACUUAUACAAGAAUGUGGC